GUGCCGCCAUUCGUGGCCUCGGCUGUCAAUCACCGGGUCCUAGCCGGUGAUUUCUCGCUGGCACCCGGUGAUCACCGAGUAUCUCCGACAGGGGAGAGACCUGUGUAUAAACAACACAGAUCUCUCCCCUGUCAGCUCCUGCACACUUCUUUAUAUGGCUCUACAAAGCAAUGUGCUUACAGUGAAACACAGCACACAGCCUCAUAGUAAAACAGCACACAGUUACCCCUUUGAUCGCCCCACAUGUUAACCCCUUCCUGCCCAGUGCCAUUAGUACAGUGUCAGUGCUUUUUAUUAGCACUGAUCACUGUAUUGGAGUCACUGGGGAUGUUAGUGACACCAAGUCAGUUCCCCCCAGUGUCAGAAUGCCCGCCACAGUCCUGCAGUCCUGCUAUAAGCUGCUGA
Messenger RNA from Staurois parvus, 405 nucleotides. Lineage: Eukaryota; Metazoa; Chordata; Amphibia; Anura; Ranidae. The record is from the annotation of a GenBank genome assembly.